Molecule: messenger RNA, 879 nt
Organism: Penicillium pulvis
Lineage: Eukaryota; Fungi; Ascomycota; Eurotiomycetes; Eurotiales; Aspergillaceae
Exons: 1
Coding region: 1-879 (292 amino acids)
Source: RefSeq, a predicted model, not a curated record
AUGGCCCAACCUCAAAAAGACAAGACUCUUCUACGCCGACUGGUCGAGGCCGCUCUCAAUCGCCACGAGGACGCAUACCCACCCAUGGCCGCACACGCUACCGCCGCAGCGGCUCGGAAAAGUAGCGGUUUCGCAAACAAUAGCGACGUGGAAGGGCAACGAUGGAAUAUCAGGACGAGCCAACCCGAAGCACUCAUUCCAGCCAACGACAAGCUGCUUAUUUUCCGCGCCUUGACUGGUAUCGACAGCGUCCCGGCUCUUACUCAGGGAGGCCAUCUUCUCCGAAGCGCACCCAACGUCGGUAUUUAUACGCGUGUCAUUCGCAAUGAAACCAAAGCCGCGCGGGGAUAUCGUCUCUUCAACUACAUGAUUAAUGUAUGUUUGGGUAUCCAGAUCGUCGUCGCCGCGGCCCUGACGGCCUUGGGUGCAGCAAGUGGUCCACACUCCGCCAUCACAGCAUUCGGCGCCAUCAACACUAUUGUGGCUGGUAUCCUGACCUACCUGCGUGGUUCUGGUCUUCCAGAUCGCCUGAAAGGCUACCAAAACAAGUGGAAGCAUAUCCGCGAAUAUAUUGAACAACGCGAACGUGAAUUCUGCUUGGUGGGUAUUGAUCUCGACGUGCAAGAAGAAGUCUUUAUCGUGGAGAGCAUGUACCAAAGCUUGAAAUCGGAAAUGGAAACGUCGCGGAGUGCUGGUGAUACCCAAACACAGCAGCCAGAUGAUCCGAGGAUCCGUCGGUCUCUUCUUCCUACGCACAAUGAGCUCAGUGGUCAACGGCCUUCGACGACCCCGGCGAAGCGUUCUACGGCGUUGCAUCCGCACGAUGAGGAACCAGUUAGUCCAAUCACUAUUCCUGAGAAGACGUUUGAGCAGAAUUAA